CUGGGGUUUGUGCAGUCAAGUUGGACUAAAUAAAGAAUGAAUGUUUGGCUGAAUUGUGUAAACAUGUUUGCUAAGUAGCUUGUUUUUAUAUAAUAAAUAGAAAUGCGAGAAGCAAAAUUGUAGACGAGAAGUGUAUAAUAACAAGGAAAUGCCUGAGGCGUCCAUAAUAAAUAAGUAGUCUAUUAGUUUGCCGAUAAUACAGACUGUCCAUGCAAUCAAACAAACAAAUGAAACAAGAUGCUGAUGUGAGAUCUACCAUUUCUGCAGAUUCACUGUUUUAUUACUUUCUCUUUUCUGACAAGACGUUAUACUACUUUAUUUGUCUGGAGAAGGUGCAAGGGGCGGAAGUUAAGUGGGGUACUUCUUUCUAUGAAGAUGUGUAUUGAUAUUUGAGCUCAUCUCUCAUACAUAGUUUGGGGUGCUGCCGCAAAGACGUUGCACAAGUAUGGCUUCCUUCAGGAGCUCAAUUGGGAGUAGUUUUUCACGGAUUUGUGGUGGUGAACUUGAACUGGGUUCUUACUGCACUCAAAGAACUAUUAUCAAUGGCAUAAAUCUGGUCUUCCUCUGUGUUUUUCUCUUAUUUACCCUUAUAAGCACCAUACGGAAGCAUUAUAUUACUGUUCCAGCCAGAAGGGACCAGUUCUCUCUAGCUAUUUCAAUUUGCUGUGCUCUUACUAGCAUUGCAUAUUUUGCUGCUGGUUUAUGGGAUCUAAUAUCCGAAAGUGAUGAUCAAUCGGAACAUUUUGUCCGGUUGAAUUACUUUGCCAAAGGACUAAUUUGGAUUUCUUUCACUGCUUCAUUGCUAGUGCAAAGUUCCAAAUGGAUCAAAAUCUUGAACUCUGUUUGGUGGUUCUCCUCAUUUUCAUUGGCCUCGGCUCUAAACAUCGAAAUACUUGUAAGAACUCAUAGCAUUCAGAUGUUUGAUGCAAUGACAUGGCCAGUGAGCUUCUUACUUCUGUUGUGUGCUGUUCGAAACCUCAGUCACUGUGUUCAUCAGCAUGCCCAAGAUAACAGCCUAUCUGAACCUCUAUUGAGCAAAAAAUCGACAAGAAAGAGCCAGAAAUCAGAACUAGAUCGGGCUAGCUUCCAAAGCAAACUGACAUUUGCUUGGAUUAACCCUUUACUCAACUUGGGUUCCUCGAAAACAUUAGCUCUCGAAGACAUCCCUUCUCUUGUUUCUGAAGACGAAGCAGAUUUAGCGUACCUAAAGUUUGCCAAUGCAUGGGAUUCACUCUUAAGGGAGAAGAGCUCAAGCAGCACCAGGAACCUGGUUCUACAGACGGUAGUGAAAGUUUACAUGAAAGAAAAUAUGUGGAUAGCAUUUUGUGCAUUUAUCAGGACAAUUGCAAUUGUAAUUUCUCCUCUUAUAUUGUAUGCUUUUGUAAAUUACUCGAAUAAUGAAAAUGCAACUCUCUCUGAAGGCUUCACUAUAGUGGGGUGUCUAGUUCUUUCCAAAGUGGUUGAAUCUUUAAGCCAGAGACAUUGGUUUUUCGACGCAAGGAGGUCUGGAAUGAGGAUGAGGUCAGCCUUGAUGGUGGCAGUUUAUAAAAAGCAGCUCAAGCUUUCUAGCUUGGGAAGGAGAAGGCACUCAGCUGGUGAGAUUGUAAAUUAUAUAGCAGUUGAUGCCUAUCGAAUGGGCGAGUUCCCAUGGUGGCUACAUUCGACAUGGACAUAUGCGUUGCAACUAUUCCUUGCCAUUGGAGUUCUUUUCUGGGUGGUGGGUCUUGGUGCUCUUCCUGGUUUGCUUCCUCUAGUCAUUUGUGGUCUCUUGAAUGUGCCAUUUGCAAAGACACUUCAAAAGUGUCAGUCCCAAUUCAUGAUCGCUCAAGAUGAGCGACUCAGAGCCACUUCUGAGAUCCUGAACAGUAUGAAAAUCAUCAAGUUACAGUCUUGGGAAGAGAAAUUUAAAAACAUUGUCGAUUCCCUUCGUGAACGUGAAUUCAAAUGGUUGUCUGACUCGCAAUUUAGAAGGGCUUAUGGAACUUUGCUGUAUUGGAUGUCACCCACCAUCAUCUCUUCAGUUGUCUUUCUCGGAUGUAUCAUUUUCAAAAGUGUCCCUCUUAAUGCAAGUACCAUAUUCACGGUUCUAGCUUCACUAAGGAGCAUGGGGGAACCUGUAAGAAUGAUACCAGAGGCUCUUUCAGUGCUAAUCCAAGUCAAGGUUUCAUUUGACAGGCUCAAUGUGUUUUUGCUUGAUGACGAGCUGAAAAAUGAUGAAGUAAGGAAGUUGCCCUCAAUGAAUUCCGAUAAGAGCUUAAGAAUAGAAAGAGGUAAUUUCAGCUGGUAUCCUGAUCAAUCAACAGAUCCAACUCUUAGAGAUGUGAAUUUAGAAGUGCAAAGGGAGCAGAAAGUUGCAGUUUGUGGACCAGUUGGAGCAGGAAAAUCAUCACUACUAUACGCUAUACUUGGAGAGAUGCCGAAAAUUUCAGGAACUGUUGAUGUAUUUGGAACCAUAGCCUAUGUUUCUCAAACUUCUUGGAUACAAAGUGGGACAGUCCGUGAUAACAUACUCUACGGCAUGCCAAUGGACAAGAACAAAUAUGAGAAUGCCAUAAAAGCUUGUGCUUUGGAUAAGGACAUCAAUAGUUUUGACCACGGUGAUCUUACUGAAAUAGGCCAGAGGGGGAUUAACAUGAGUGGAGGGCAGAAGCAGCGGAUUCAACUGGCCCGAGCUGUCUAUAGUGAUGCUGAUAUUUAUCUCCUUGAUGAUCCCUUCAGUGCAGUGGAUGCCCAUACUGGUGCAACUCUAUUUCAUGAAUGCGUCAUGGCCACUCUAGCAAAGAAAAUUGUAAUUCUGGUGACUCAUCAAGUUGAAUUCAUCUCAGAAGUUGAUAAAAUUCUAGUAAUGGAGGGUGGACAAGUUACUCAAUCUGGAAGCUAUGAGAAUCUCUUGAUGGCAGGAACAGCAUUUGAGCAACUUGUAAAUGCUCAUAGAGAUACAGUAACAACAUUGGGUCCUUCGAAUAAUCAAAGCCAAGAAGAAUCUGAAAAGGGAGAUAUAGUUAUGCCGGAGGAACUUCAGACAGCUUACCUCACUACAAAUAACAGUGAAGGGGAUAUUUCUGUGAAGGGUGUGCCUGGCGUGCAACUAACAGAAGAAGAAGAGAGAGGGAUUGGUGAUGUUGGACUGAAACCCAUUCGGGAUUAUUUUCUUGUGUCCAAAGGAACUCUUCUUGUAAUCUUUGGCAUAAUGACACAAUCUGGUUUUGUUGGUCUUCAGGCUAUUUCAACUUAUUGGCUAGCUCUAGGCAUUCAAAUGCCUAACGUAACCAAUGGCAUGCUCAUCAGCGUUUAUACAGCAAUUUCAACACUUAGUGCUGUCUUUGUAUAUCUAAGGUCAUUUUCAGCAGCUUAUAUGGGAUUGAAAGCUUCUAAAGCCUUUUUCUCUGGUUUCACCGACGCUAUUUUUAAGGCUCCUAUGCUCUUCUUUGACUCAACCCCUGUUGGCCGGAUUUUGAUACGAGCCUCAUCUGAUUUAAGUAUUUUGGAUUUUGAUGUACCUUUCUCCAUCAUCUUCAUAAUGUCUGCUGGCCUUGAACUCCUGGCAACGAUUGGAAUUAUGGCUUCUGUCACAUGGCAAGUUCUCAUUGUAGGCAUUCUCGCCAUGGUUGCCGCAAAAUAUGUUCAGGGGUAUUAUCUAGCCACUGCAAGGGAACUAAUAAGAAUCAAUGGAACAACCAAAGCUCCGGUUAUGAACUAUGCAUCGGAGACAGCACUUGGAGUGGUUACUAUAAGAGCUUUUAAAAUGGUUGACAGAUUCUUCCACAACUACUUGAAGCUAGUUGACACAGAUGCCCGACUGUUCUUUCAUUCUAACGCAACCAUGGAGUGGUUAAUUUUAAGGACAGAAGUACUUCAAAAUUUGACCCUUUUUGUGGCUGCUUUCUUACUUAUCUUACUUCCCAAGGGUUAUGUUGCUCCAGGGCUUAUUGGCCUUUCGCUGUCAUAUGCUUUAACGCUAACGGGGACACAAAUUUUUGUGACACGAUGGUAUUGCAACUUAUGCAACUACAUUAUCUCAGUUGAAAGGAUAAAACAAUUCAUGAUGAUUCCGCCAGAGCCUCCUGCAAUUGUGGAGGACAAGAGGCCGCCAUCUUCAUGGCCUAACAAGGGUAGAAUAGAGCUCUAUUCUCUGAAGAUAAAGUAUCGUUCUAAUGCUCCUCUAGUUCUAAAGGGAAUUACAUGCACAUUCAAAGAAGGCACUAGAGUAGGAGUUGUGGGAAGGACAGGAAGCGGAAAAACUACACUCAUAAGCGCUUUGUUUCGCUUAGUAGAGCCGGCAAGUGGUAAAAUUCUUAUAGAUGGACUUGACAUAUGUUCGAUGGGCCUAAAAGAUUUGAGAAUGAAGCUAAGCAUCAUCCCCCAAGAACCAACUCUUUUCAGAGGUAGCAUCCGAACCAACUUGGAUCCUCUAGGUCUUUACUCUGAUGAUGAGAUAUGGAGGGCUCUAGAGAAGUGCCAGCUCAAGGCGACAGUCAGCAACCUACCAAAUCUACUUGACUCCUCUGUGAGUGAUGAAGGGGAAAAUUGGAGUGUCGGGCAACGCCAGCUCUUUUGCCUCGGAAGAGUCCUUCUCAAGAGGAACAGAAUUUUAGUUCUCGAUGAGGCUACUGCCUCCAUUGAUUCUUCAACAGAUGCCAUUCUGCAGAGAAUCAUAAGGCAGGAAUUCGCAGAAUGCACUGUUAUAACUGUAGCUCACAGAGUUCCAACCGUCAUAGACAGUGACAUGGUCAUGGUUCUCUCCUAUGGGAAGUUGGUGGAGUAUGAACAACCUUCAAAGCUGUUGGCUACCAACUCCUACUUCUCCAAGCUUGUUGCUGAAUAUUGGUCAAGCUGCAAGAAAAACUGAUGCCACCAAUUAAAAUGUCAGCACCACAAAUCACCUAGUUCGCAAUAUAAAUUCCCUGCUCCUAGAAAAUUAGUAUUCAUGGCUGAAAUCAUCGAUGGAACGUAAUGCUUAUUGUGGAAGAAAAAAUGCAGAUGUAAUUAUCAUUUGUAACUUACAAAUCAACGUAAUGCUGUUAAGAUUGUCUUCGUGUUAUGAGAAGCUUGAGAUCACUAUAAAAAUGGAAUAAUAGACCUUCAAAUCUUCAUGUUGGAAUAACACUCGUUGUAGAAACAGAUGUUUUGCUCC
Pyrus x bretschneideri (Chinese white pear) is the source of this 5134-nucleotide messenger RNA. Its product is annotated as ABC transporter C family member 8. Gene Ontology annotation, molecular function: ABC-type transporter activity; ATP hydrolysis activity; ATP binding. The transcript has 11 exons. The record is from RefSeq and is a predicted model, not a curated record. Bases 446 to 4849 code for a protein of 1467 amino acids. Gene Ontology annotation, cellular component: vacuolar membrane; plant-type vacuole. Gene Ontology annotation, biological process: transmembrane transport. NCBI's taxonomy places the organism in Eukaryota, Viridiplantae, Streptophyta, Magnoliopsida, Rosales, Rosaceae.